UGACGUGCACUGUUUUCUGGGAUGUUGGGUCUUGUAUCAACGUUAAGGCGAGCUUAUUGCCUCAUCGCUGUUGAUAGAGGCGGUAGGCACCUCUGAAAAAAAACGGUAAAUUUGUACUAGAGUACAUGAUGUAAAGAUGCCAGCCAUGUUUGUAACGUUGAAUUGCACAAGCUUCAUGUUGGUAUUAAUCUGCGAUAAUAAGUUUGAACAGCCUCGCUUCUGUGCUCAGAGGUGAUACACGAGAGCUUGACGUUUGGCAUGCUUGGAGGUAUUUGUGAUUAUGAUGUGGUGUUUGAGUUAAGAAGGUGAAGUUGGGGUGGUAUAGUUUAAGAUAUUUGCAUUAUCUUAAUUGUAAAACUUAAAGAAAAUAUGUCAGGAGAAGAGAUCAGCACAGAGAAGAAAUGUUGUGUUAGACAAGAGGCGAUUGAUACACUGAAUGAAAAAUUAAAUGAACUCUACAUAUAUCGAGAUCAUUAUUUUGAAAGACAUUCUUUGGAUAAAGCAGGCCAAAAGAAUGAUGAUGUGGAAAAUGAAAUGAAAAAUACAUUGAAUUGUUUUGAAAGUUUGAAAGGCAUGUAUGAAAGUGCUGAGCAAGAGAAUAGAACCAUGUACCUAUACCUAAAAGGCCGGGCUCUAAAUGUGAUGCCUCAGCACUCAAAAGAGGCUGAAGAAGUGUUGUCUCGUGCUGUUAAACUGGAUCCUAAGCUUGUAGAGGCAUGGAAUGAGCUUGGUGAAUGUUAUUGGAAGAAAGAUAACUUUGAAGAAGCCAAAAACUGUUUUUCUGGAGCUUUACUUCAUGCGAGGAACAAGGUCUCACUUCGAAACUUGUCAAUGAUUCUGCGACAAGAGAAAGUAGCAUCAGCGCAGCAGCGUUCUGACAAUAUUGAGAAAGGUGUGGCAUAUGCUAAAGAGGCGGUACAACUUGAUCCUAAUGAUGGCACUUCAUGGGCUGUGCUUGGCAAUGCAUAUCUGUCAUCCUUCUUCACACUGUCACAGAAUCCUCAAGUGCUUAAGUCAUGCAUUUCUGCAUAUCAGCAAGCGGAGAAGGAUAUUGUGGCUCGCAGCAACCCUGAUCUGCACUAUAACAAAGCAAUUGCUUUGAAAUAUGAAGAAGAGUAUGAACUGGCACUCGAGUCCUUCUCACGUGCCCAGGCCCUAGAUCCAACAUGGGAAGCCCCAAAGCAGAAGGAGAAGCAACUGGUCAAAUAUUUGGAUAGUGUUCAGGAACUUUUGUCCCUGAAAGGGAAACUGAAAGGAAAAAAGUUACAACAGAUGGUGCAGUCUAUAGAACCAAGGCAGUUGGGACCAUAUGGUGGAGGGUCCUACACUACCAGAAACGAGACUGUUCAGUUGGAGCCCAUCAUCUUGAAAAAGCUACAUUCGGGAAUUAACCUCGAGAAAGUCGUUCUUGGAAAAGUAGUAUGCAGUGUGCAUAAUGAUGAUGCUGUACCAUUCACAUUCUGUCUGGUUGAUAAAGAAGAAACCUGUAUGGCUGUGACAGUUUACAAUCUUGCACAAGGGAAGGGUGUCAUCAUUGGUGAUUCAGUGGCCAUACCAGAGCCUUACCUCACCGAAGUUCACUUCAAGUACAAACAAAAGGAAUGGAAUUUUUACUCUUUGCGGGUGGAAAGUCCAGUGGUGCUUGUGGUAAAUGGUCGCAAAGUUGGACGAGAUCAACAAGCCAGUGCGCAGCUGUCAACAUUUAAGAGAACUGAAUGAAAUCGUUGUUGAUGUCACAUUUGUCAUCUCUUGCUGUCUGUCAAAUUAACAGUAACACACACUUCAUAGUAACAUGGGGGUAAUUCAGCACAUGAAUCUGGGUGUCAUAUGAUAAGCUUUCAAUCCUGCAAUUGCCAUUUGAUUGAUUGUACAGUGUGGUGAGUUCCAUGAAGUUGUGGUUUCCAGUGGACUAAUUCUACUGUCCUCCGAGGAAAAGUAUGUAUGUGUAAGAGGGCACUCAUGACCCAUUUGAAGGUAGGAUCUCAUCAUUCAUCUGGAGAUGCUGAGAGAAGGUGACCAAAGUCUCUUCAGAAUAACCAUUAACACAACUGAGAUUGGAACAGGUACCCCUCAAGUCCAAAAGAAACACAAAACUGCUCAACUUUGUGUGUUUACGUAUUACUUUAUCUGUGAUUUUUAAAGCAAAGGUGUCUGUUGUCCGUAA
This is a messenger RNA of Zootermopsis nevadensis, 2164 nucleotides long. RefSeq names its product tetratricopeptide repeat protein 5. The record is from RefSeq and is a predicted model, not a curated record. NCBI's taxonomy places the organism in Eukaryota, Metazoa, Arthropoda, Insecta, Blattodea, Termopsidae. Gene Ontology annotation, molecular function: protein binding.